AUGGACAGCGUCCUGAACGGUUUGCCGGGAGUCCAGGCGUACUUUGACGACGUUCUGGUGGCUGAGAAGGGGAACAACGGCAGAAAGAACCUCAAGGCAGUUCUCCAGCGCUUUGGAGAGUACGCCGUCAAGCGAAGGAAGGACAAGUGUACCUUCAGGAUGCCUGAGGUUUCGUAUCACGGCUGCAAGAUCAGUACUGGAGGGCUGCAACCUCUGGAGAAGAACAUGGAUGCAGUCAUAAGGGCGCCAACACCCAAGAACCCGCUGGUGGAUCUAUUUUGCGAAGAUUAUCCCACGCCCACUAUGGCUGCCGCAGGAAUUCAGCAUUGGUCCUUGCUGCUGGGAGCAUACCUGUACAAGAUAGAGUACAAACCUGGCUCGGACAACCUGAAUGCUGACGCACUCAGUCGGCCUCCUCUAGAAACCACUGACGACACAUCAGAGGAGCUACACGAGUUCGUGCACUCGCUGCAGCAGCUAGAUGACGUGCCCCUUUCGUCGCAAGCAUUGAGACAGUUGACCGAGAAAGGUGAAGUACUUGGCAAUGUCAAUUCCUACAUACUUCAUGGUUGGCCAAAGAAAGUCGUGAUUCCCGAGGCUGCUCGUGGUGACAUGCUGCAAUUGCUGCACGAGACGUACCAGUGA
Dermacentor albipictus is the source of this 645-nucleotide messenger RNA. RefSeq lists its product as uncharacterized. Lineage: Eukaryota; Metazoa; Arthropoda; Arachnida; Ixodida; Ixodidae. The record is from RefSeq and is a predicted model, not a curated record.